Corticium candelabrum is the source of this 1220-nucleotide messenger RNA. RefSeq lists its product as uncharacterized. Lineage: Eukaryota; Metazoa; Porifera; Homoscleromorpha; Homosclerophorida; Plakinidae. The transcript has a single exon. The record is from RefSeq and is a predicted model, not a curated record. Bases 135 to 1097 code for a protein of 320 amino acids.
UGAUUCCUGCUAUAACUGGUCGUUCGGCCCCUGGAGAACUGGAAAGAAAACUCUUCUCCUUACCAGCCAGACUUGGUGGUCUGGGAAUCACAGAUCCAACUUCAUUGUCUUCUGAAUACUUAAACUCUCGAAAGAUGACUGCACCGCUUGUUGACUUCAUUUUGAAUCAGGAGAUCACUCUAGGAGAUGCCCCAGAUCAACAGGAUUCUCUCAAAAAGCAAAUUCGCAAGCACAAAGGGCUAGAAAUCAAAACUCUUGCUGAUAAUGUUCGAGAUAACCUCUCACACCAACAUAAAAGAAUGUUCGAGUUAGCAAAUGAAAAGGGGGCAUCAAACUGGCUCACAGUGCUGCCAUUGGAGGAUCACGGCUUCUCAUUACAUAAGUCAGCAUUCAGAGAUGCUCUAUGCCUCAGAUAUGGAUGGGUCCCCCCUCAUAUGAGUGAAUCUUGCCCUUGCGGUGGAAAAAUGUCAGUGGAGCAUGCUAUGUCCUGCCCCACGGGAGGCUUUCCAACUAUACGCCAUAAUGAAAUCCGAGAUAUGUUUUCUCAUCUGUUGUCUGAUGUCUGUCAUGAUGUGGAAACGGAGCCCACGUUGCAAUCACUAAGUGGAGAGACGUUCUCUUUACGUUCAAGCAGUCGAGAUGAUGAUGCAAGAUUAGACAUUUCGGCAAGAGGUUUUUGGGGAGGAAGAUUUGAGAAGACAUAUUUUGAUGUCCGGGUGUUUAACCCCAAUGCCACCUCGUACACAUGUUUUGAAGUUGCAUCAUGCUAUAGAAGACAGGAACAAGAGAAGAAAAGGAAAUAUGAAGAAAGACUGAGAAAAGUAGAAAAUGCUUCCUUUACACCUAUUAUCCUUUCUUGCACUGGUGGCAUGAGCAAGCUUACAACGUCAUUUACCAAAAAGCUGGCCUCAAUGAUAUCUGAGAAAAAGGACACUCCAUACGGUAGCGUGAUCAACUGGCUAAGAUGUCGACUCGGGUUCGCACUCCUAAGAGCUUCCAUAAUGUGCAUCAGGGGCAGCAGGUGCAAACGCUACGUCAGGCCGGAAAACAAUAUUCUCCUGGCUACGUCUGAGGGGCACCUGGCCUCCUCAGCUUAGUGACUUUACUGUACAUGACAUAGUAGUAGUAAAAGUUGUACUAUUGUAUAUGACAGUAAUUGUUUAGUAGUAGUAAUAGUUUAUUGCCAUUCGCUGUAGGUUGCCGUUUGUAUAUACGUAGUC